AUGCUGGUCAUAAUGUCUGAAGGAGUGUGGUUGAAUUUGUUCGCCGAUAAUCAGAUUUUACUCUUUGGUAUUUCUGCAGUUGCCAUUGCUGGUUUCAUGGUUAAAUUGAACUUCCAAGCUGAUAAGUCGCAAAAAAAGAGUAAAUUGGAUCCAAAAGCAGCAGGUUCAAAGUUUGUUUCAAAAACCGGCUCAAAAACCGGCUCUGCUAAUGCCGAGAGACCUUUUGGACAUUGGGAUCCUGACUAUACAUUCAAGACACCUGUACCUGAAGCCUAUCCAAACUGGGAUAUAAACAAGACCAAGCCAGUGCCAUAUCGUGCUUUUAAGCAUCAUUAUCAUGUGACCAUGGGUAUUAGAAACAUGGACUGGCAAUCAUGGAUUGAGUUGGAUAAUCAAUGGCAAUAUUAUCAUGAUUUGAAAUUGAAAAGAUUGGGAACUUUGGGCAAGGAAAUUUAUGGAAUCAGUGAUAAAGCUCUAGAUGCAUGUUGGGAGUUGUUGUUUGAAUUGUGUAAUUUCUUACCAAAAAGAUAUCCAACGUUAUUCUCAUAUGACGAAAACACCAAGAUCCUAGAAAUCAAAGCUACAAAUGAGAUUUUCGAUUUGAAAGAUACGGAAAAUCUCAACCCUAUAGUUACCGCUGGUAAAUUAAUUCAAGACGAUCUUGCUGUGUUGGUUGAAAAUGAGCAAGGCUCAUAUAGUCUUGAAGCAGGGUGUGUUGCCCUUGCUGGAUUUUGGCGUCUCAAGGAUAAGUAUCAGAUGACAUUGGAUGAUCUUCAUCUUUCUGCAGAUGUUCCAGUGCCAGACUAUAAGCAAAAAUUGGGUCCAGCAAUGAAUAGGUUUUUCAGAAGAUUACCAGUUGGACAGCCUGUUUUGAGAAAUAACUAUUUUAUUCAAACUGAUAAUGACUUGGCUUGGUCAUUUUCCAUUGGUAAAGAAACAGAUGAAAAAGUCGGUUGGUAUACUGCAGCCGAAGCAACCGAUAUCAACCAGCUACAUCUCCGUAGCGAACGUCAAAGUUUGAGAAGAUUACCAAUUUCAGGAGCCAUUGUGUUUACAAUCAGAACUUAUUUCUUGCCAAUCACAGAAUUGUGUAAGGAGCCUUACGUACCAAGAAGAUUAUUAAAUGGAAUGAAUAGCUGGCAAGAUAACGUUCAGGAAUACAAGGGGUUUGAGAAGUAUAAAAAAGUCUUGUUACCAUAUCUUGAGAAAAUGGCAGAGGAACAAGAAGCCAAUGGAUUAGUUUUGGAAGAGGAACCUCAAACGUAUCCUUAUUGA
This is a messenger RNA of Lodderomyces oxycetoniae, 1275 nucleotides long. RefSeq lists its product as uncharacterized. Bases 1 to 1275 code for a protein of 424 amino acids. The transcript has a single exon. The record is from RefSeq and is a predicted model, not a curated record. Lineage: Eukaryota; Fungi; Ascomycota; Pichiomycetes; Serinales; Debaryomycetaceae.